UAUAAAGAAACCAGAGUCUCAACUGGGUCCUAAAUAUUCAUGUUUACUAAAUAUGUACAAACAUGCAAGGUCAUGCAGAAGAAUACCUGUAUAGUGCUGCUCUGACUAGUUUCUGAAAAGAUACAAUGCAGUGAACUUUGCUAGAGGGCUCUAAAACUUAGCUUCUUUGCUGGUUGUGAGCUCACAAUGGUAUUUCAAUAAAUGAGUCGUGAAUGGCUAAGCCAGGCUAUUAAAGAGAAGGCAAAAAGAGAGGAGGGGGAAGGAAGAAAAGAAAUAAGGUGUAGAAGAAAAAGAGACCAAAAGCAGGGACUGAAAUUUUGCAUUCUAGGAGCACGCACUUAAUUCAGGUGGAUUCCGUGCAGCGUUGGAUGGAGGACUUGAAGUUGAUGACAGAUUGCGAAUGUAUGUGUGUUCUUCAGUCCAAACCAAUCAGCGCAGAGGAGGAUGCACAGAGUGAUCUUAUCCUUUCAUCACCACAUAGUGCAUAUGGUAACUUGCAGUUACUGUUAAAAAGAGCUUGGAUUAUAAGCACGGAAUUGACCAGGAUUUCUCAAAAGCUGGAGAAGAACAGAUGGCAGAGAGUUCAUGGCAUGACACUGAGAGUCAAUUGUCACAUACGUUCAAUGAUAAAUGAAUGUACUAGCUUCACUAGAAAUUCCUCAGAAGAAAUGCACCAGAUUGAAAAGCUUUUAAUUGAAAAAUGUUCAGAAUUUACAGCAGUCACGGAAAGAUGCAUACAAACUGAAGAUGAACAGACAUUACGGUCCAUGAAAUCUUAUAUUAAUGAAAUAUUAACCACAAUUGCACAGUGUUUUGGCCAGUUGAUAGAAUUGGUCUUAACAUAUGAGAUACAGAACCUUGCGAGACAAAUAAAUUCGUCAGAUGAUAUAUAUAUCAUAGAGUCAUCUACCAGCGGUUUAUUCAGUCUCACUCAAGAAGGUGCUCAGUUGUGCCGCAUCAUAGCCAAGGAAGGAGGUGUUAUCGCUCUCUUUAAGAUCUGCCGCCAAGAUUGUUUCAGGUGCCUUUAUCCCCAGACUCUUAGAACACUGGCAUCCAUAUGCUGUGUGGAGGAGGGAAUUUACCAGCUGGAAAAGGCUGAUGGGAUAUUAUGCUUGGCUGACAUUCUUAUGGAUAGUACCCAUUCUGAAGCCACUCAUGCUGAAGCAGCAGCAGUCAUUGCACAGAUUACAUCUCCACAGCUCUCUGUCUCUCAGCAUCUCAGCAGCUUUCUGGAGAACAUGGAGGACAUUGUUACAGCACUUGUCAAAUUGUGCCAAGAGGCCUCAUCUGGUGAAGUUUUUCUUCUAGCUUCAGCAGCACUUGCCAAUAUUACGUUUUUUGACACAAUGGCUUGCGAGAUGUUACUUCACUUGAAUGCAAUGAAAAUUCUUCUAGCAGCUUGCACUGAUAAGCAGAUAGUCGAUACACCAUAUUCUCGAGAUCAGGUUGUGACAAUAUUAGCAAACAUGUCUGUGCUGGACCAAUGUGCAUCAGAAAUCAUUCAAGGAAAUGGUGUGCAACUUUUAAUGGAAAUGCUCUUUGAGAGAUCAUCUUCUGGGAAUUCAGCAGAAGUUGCUGCAUGUGAGCGUGUUCAGCAGAAAUCUGCGGUCACUCUGGCCCGGCUCAGCCGAGACCCUGAAGUAGCACAUGCAGCCAUAAAACUCAGCUGUAUUCCUCGCCUCAUAGAACUCUGCAGAUCACCCACAGAAAGAAAUAACAGUGAUUCUGUUCUAGUGGCCUGUCUGGCAGCCUUGCGAAGACUAGCAGUUAUGAGUCCUGAUGGCCUCGAGGAGUCAGAUUUCCAGCAGUUGGUAAAGCCUAGACUUGUGGAUUCCUUCUUGCUGUGCACAAAUAUGGAAGAGAGCUUUGUAUAAAUGGCUAAACAGCCCCUCAAAGCAAUCAAAAUAACACAUAAUAUAGUUCUGGUAAUAUUAUUUAUGAUUAAUUUAUUUUAAAGCUAUUAAGGUCUGGUAUGUAAAGGGAAAGAAAUGGAAAAAGCAGUCUUUUAUCUGUGAUUUGAGCAAGUAAUUUCCUCCCUGUUUUUUCUGCAAUAGUUAUGGACAUCAACAGUUCAGAAAAUUAUGAUUAUAACUGUUGUCAGUUUAGUGUGUAGAUUUGGGACCAGAUUUUCUUCUUGAUUACAUUGAUGUGAUGAGAUUUCAUCAUGAUAACUAGGGAGAAUUUGGUCCCUUGAUUUUAUCACAGCCAUUUUUUUUGUAAUUACGGUACUAUUAAGUGGUCCAAAAGAUUUGUUAGUGUAAUGUACUCAUGUCACAGAAGUUGAUUCUUAACAAAUGCAAAAAUAAAUUUGAAUACAGAUGAAACAAUAUGAUCUGGGCACAAAAUUCUGAAGUCUGAUUGCGGUAUGCUGAUAUAUUGAAUAUGUGGUCCUAUUUUUUUGUAAACAAACAGAACUGUAAGAAUAUCUGCACAGAAUUAGGUACUCAAGAUAUGUAAGAAAUACCUUAUUUUCAAAUAUCACAUUUUCAAAGCUGAAUUUUGAGAUUGCAUAUGCAAAUGCUGGCAUUGAGUAUAGGGUGUUUUUUUGAGAAGUGAUUUGUACAGUAUACAAAUGUUGAACUUUAUAGAUUAUAUAGUUAUAUGUCAUUAUUUUCCAUUUUAUUUAGAUGAAUUAAAAUCCAGAAAAAUGGUAAUUUGUAAAAACGGGUACAAAGAUGUACCAGAAUUUUCUAUCCAAAAUGUUUAAAUAGCCACAAAAACCUUAGUAAGUCACACAAAUCAGAUUUCAUUUCAUUCCAUGGUUGUAUGUGAAUUUCUGUUAUGUAAAAGCAUUGGCAUAUUUUAAUGAUUCAAGCCAAUGCUUGUUUGAAAGUAUUGCAUAUAUUUUAAAAAAAACAGGUAAAUAACUUUGACUGAAUUCUGUUUUCUUAGCUUGUCAUUUUUCUUUAAAAUAUUGAGCGGGAUUUAAAAAAUCACUCAGAACUGGCAGAAGAAAAUUCCAUUCGCAGAUGUUUCCAUAGAGGGUAGAAUUCCAUUUUUCCAUUCAAAAUGUUUGAACUUUGAAAUGUUUCAGUUAGCUUCUAUUUCUCUCUAGUAACUCUGAGGUGAUAUUUUGUUGCCAUUUUCUGUUUAUUUGCAAAUACUGCCCUGAAUAAUUUGUGAUGAAGCAGGUCUGUGGUGCUAGGACUUUUGUGAAAAAAUGUAAAGAAAAACCCUACUUCUGGAAUUCACCUCACAGAAGUGCUAUGGUGCUAAAUCUAUUAAUAUUUAUUUAGUGUUUUGAUAUUUGAAUGAAUGGCAUCAUGAAAGUAUGAAAUUGUCAUCAUCUUCCCAGUUUUCAUGAAAGAUGCUUCCCACUUUCAUCCUAUGUAUGACAAAGGCCAGUUCAUUUCCAGUUGCAUAGGAGUUGUAGAAGAAGUUUUUUUUCUGACAUCUUCCUAGUGUUGUCUUAGGUCAAACAUAUAUUUAGCCUAGAUAGGGUUAAACACACCUUGUAUAAAUAUUAGUGCACACACAUGCACACACAUAUCCACAACACACACAUGUGGAGUGACUACUGCCUUAAGCAACCACUCAAAGUUCAGACAAAAAUCAGUUGCUUUGUUGAGUUGCUUUUCUUUACAAGGAGAGAGAAAUCCUGCUUCCUAUAUAUGAUUAUUUUGAGGUAGUCCUCUAAGACAUGACCUUGCACUGUAAGGCUCGGUCUAUUGUAAAAGUUUAAUUAUAUUAUAUCAGUGAGUCUGGCAUUUUUCUCACUAAAAACAAAUAUGUAUUAUAAGUGACAUACUUGAAUGGUGAAAUCCUGAUGUAAAUGGUAACUUGGCUAGUACAUAUAGAAUAGUAGAUUUUACUACAGAGAUCCUAUUAAGAUGUUAUAAAUUAUCCUCACUCUAAGUACCAAAUUCUGCUUUUUUCCUGCUUUUGUAAACCUGAUUUCAUUGUCUCUAAUUUAACAUCAGUUGUUCUGAAUUUGCAUUUGUUUAGCUAACAGUAAAAUUUGUCCCAUAAUGUGUUCAAGUCAACAUCUGCAUUUAAAAUGGAUAGUUGCAAACUCCCUGCCAUUGUUUUGCUGAAAAACAUGCAAGAGCCAGAAGGGACUAGUUCAUUGGUAUGGUACCUUUUAUGCCUAUGUAAAUCUAAAGGGAUUUUUAUAUAAGUACCAUAGCUAUCCAUAAAAAAUAAGGAAGUCCAUUUCUCAUGUGCACGAACACCACUUCAUAUUAUUUUAGACUGACAAAGUUGCCUUCAUACAGGUACAAAUGAAAUUUAUGUUGACAGAAUCAUAUGAUGUAGAACAAUAUACAUAACUGAUUUUUUGUAAUUUAAACUUAAACAUUUAAAAAAACAUUUCAGGCUGACCCAAAAGAGAACUUUCCCAAAUUUUUUGGUGAAUUGAGGAGUUGAAAAAAAUUGUUUCAUAUGGAACAAAAGGUUUGUUUUACCUAAAAGAAAAUGUUUGAUUGUAAUUUGAGCUUGUAAAAAUAUUUGGUUUUGCAUGAAAUUAAAUUAAAGUAAUUUUGAAUUGAAAAAAAAAGAAAUAUUUAAUUUCAAAGAUGUCAAUGAAAACAUUUAGAUUCUUUUCCAGAUUUUUUGUUUUGUUUUUGUGUGACUAGAAUAAUUUAGUGAAUACAGCAUAGAUUUGACUCUGGGAGCUUGUAUGUCUUAUGUCUACACUGCAGUUUUACAGCCCUGCAGUCUGAGCCUUGAAGUCAGCUGACAUGUGCCAGCCACAGGUGUCUUUUUGCAGUGUCAACAUACUCCAAGCAUCACACAGGCAGGAAAAUGCUUUGAUGUACAUCUACUGGUAACUCUUUGGAAGCACAUCUAGUCAGUAAGAGUUGAUAGAAGGAGUAGAAACAUCUCAGAGCUGAUCCAGAUGGAGCAGAAAUAAUAGUAAAGGGUGCAGUGGUAGACCUAGUAUAAAGGGAGAAAAUCUAUUGAAAAACACACCCAAACAAUUUUUACACCAACCACAUACUGGAUCACAAGUGCCAUAUUGAUUCACAAUACCCAUUUAGUCAACAGCUCUCAAGACCUUAUCCUAUCUUCCUAUAAGAAAAAUUAGAAAUCUAAGCAAAGAUCUAGGUUAAAAAAAUAUUCUGAAACAUGUUGGACAGGAUUUCUGUUUCAACCAAACAAUAUAAUUGCAGAAAGCCAAAAUAAAAUCCUUAUAGCCACUGGUCCUGACUUUUUACUGCCAUGCACCAUGAGAGGUCACACAUACUUGGUUGAAGUGAGUGCAAAAAGGUAUAAACCAAUGUCACUAAGAUCUGGUAUCAUUUUAUAUCUAAUUUGAAUAGGCUAAAUGACUACAAAAAGUGCAGGACAGUGAAGAAUCAGAUCAGUGUCCCUAAUUGUAUAAUCAGGCAUACUAUUGUAAACCCAGAAUAACUGAUUUUUACUGAGUUAUUCUCAGUUUGCACAUAUGAACCACAUUAUUGGGCCCUGUAUACUCAGUUUGUAUGGGCACAUAUAAAUACUGUUGUUUACAGUUUGGGAACAAAUAUAUUUCACUGAAACUAUGGUAUAUUGGAACAAAUUCAGACCUGCUAGAACAUUAUUGGAGUUGCACAUGUUGAUACUAAGUCUGAAUUUAUUUAAUAAAUUUAAAUAUUCCUUUCAUAUACAGUAGCAUUACUCAGAAGACCUAAAAGAUUCUAGUGGGACAUAUGUAAUGAAAAAUCUAUGCAAUUUCAUUUUUUUUCAUGAACAUUUUGAACUGACUCUAAGUGAACUUCCCAUAGGAAUAUGUGGUGUCAGAAGAUAACCUAUUGUCUAGAAAGCUUUACUUGUAUGCACCUAAGUGCUUCAAAAACCAACCACUCUGCAUUGCAGUACAACCUGUACAGGCCAGCCAAAAGAGGGGAAGGGAGUGGGGAAAGAAGACAAAGGGGGUAACUGCCCCGGGGCCUGGCAAUUCAAAAAGGCCUGGGGCACUGGCCAGAACCCUAGGGUUUUUAAAUUGCUGCUGGAGCCCGGCAUGGGGCACUGUUGGUGGCACUAAGGCCUGGCUGGGGUUGGGCACAGAGUGCUCCAGGCAGCACUGAGGGCUGGCUGCCUCAGCCCUGUCCCUUCCAACUGAGGCCUCACCUCUUCUGAGAGUGCAGAGCCAACCUCUCCACCUUGCCUAGGGCCUAGCAAGUCUGUGAGCCCCCCUGAAUCUGUGUACUGUGUUAUACUUGAUUCAUUGUAUUGUACUCUAAUUCUCUGAAAAUUGAUACACCAUUGGUAAAGUAUAACUCUCAGUUAACCAGAAUGUUCAUUUCACUGGCAUCCCCCAUUUUGUAAACAUACUGGAUAAAAGAGCUUUUGCUGAAAUUGUAGCCAUGCUGGUCUUUUCUUUCUCACUAAAAGAAACUGGUCCAGUAAAAGAUCGUCUCCUACCCAUCUUAUUUCUUAAAUAAGAAAUGACUGUUUCCAAUGAAAACUGUAACAUCAUAUUUCUUAUCAGGAAAACAGGGGGUAUGUCUACACUACCCCGCUCGUUCGAACU
Pelodiscus sinensis (Chinese soft-shelled turtle) is the source of this 6454-nucleotide messenger RNA. Lineage: Eukaryota; Metazoa; Chordata; Testudines; Trionychidae. The record is from RefSeq and is a predicted model, not a curated record.